Dipodomys spectabilis (banner-tailed kangaroo rat) is the source of this 1464-nucleotide messenger RNA. It is a transcript of the gene Tesmin, whose product is annotated as testis expressed metallothionein like protein. Gene Ontology annotation, cellular component: nucleus. NCBI's taxonomy places the organism in Eukaryota, Metazoa, Chordata, Mammalia, Rodentia, Heteromyidae. The record is from RefSeq and is a predicted model, not a curated record. Gene Ontology annotation, biological process: regulation of DNA-templated transcription. The coding region runs from base 1 to 1464 and encodes 487 amino acids. The transcript has 9 exons.
AUGGAGGAGACGUCCCUGCUGGGCGCCAUGCCGGGCCCCGACGAUGAGAUGGUGACGGAGCUCUUCAGCGCCGAGCGGCCGUUCGCGCCCGACGGCCUGGCGCUGAGCCCGGCCGUGGUGGUGAAGUCGGAGCAGGACGAGCUGCCCGUGCUGGCCGACGCCUACCUGGGCGCCGCCGACCCCGGGGAUCCGCUGCUGCGCGCGCUCAGCCCCCCCCCGGGCGCCGACGGCUCGGCGGACCUACCGGCCGCGCUCCUCGGGGACCUGGCGGGGCUCCCCGAGCUCCGCGCCCCGGACGAGGCGGCGCCGCCGCCCGCCUACAGCGUGCACGUGCUGUCGUCGCUGCUGCCCGCGGCGCGCGGCCCCGCGCUGCUGCCGUUGGCCGCCGGCGUGCGCGUGAUCCCGGUUGAAAUAAAGGAAGCUGGUGGCACUGUUGCAAGUAACAACCCAGAGGAGGCAGCUUUUCAGAACCCUCUGGCUCAGGAAUCCUGCUGCAAGUUCCCUUCAUCCCAGGAAGCAGAGGACACCUCCAGCUGCUCUCGCAAGAAGGAUUCCAGCCCGAUGGUGAUUUGUCAGCUGAAAGGGGGCACCCAAAUGCUGUGUAUUGACAACUCUGGCGCCAGAGAGCUAAAAGCACUUCAUCUGGUUCCUCAGUAUCAAGAUCAAAAUAAUUAUCUACAGUCAGAUGUCCCUAAGCCAAUGACUGCUUUGGUAGGAAGAUUUUUGCCACUACCAGCAAAAUUAAAUCUCAUUACACAACAACUUGAUAACGGAGCCCUUCCAUCAGCAGUCAAUGGGCCUGCUUUCCCCUCAGGACCAACCCUGCCAGGACCACCCAAAAUAACUUUGGCUGGGUACUGCGACUGCUUUGCCAGUGGAGACUUUUGCAACAACUGCAAUUGUAAUAAUUGUUGCAACAAUUUGCGCCAUGAAAUCGAACGGUUUAAAGCCAUUAAGGCGUGCCUUGAUAGAAAUCCAGAAGCUUUCCAACCCAAAAUUGGGAAAGGCAAGUUGGGUGAUGUCAAGCCACGGCACAACAAGGGCUGCAACUGCAAGCGGUCGGGCUGCCUGAAGAACUACUGCGAGUGCUAUGAGGCCAAAAUUAUGUGCUCCUCUAUCUGCAAAUGCAUUGGCUGCAAAAACUAUGAAGAAAGUCCAGAACGAAAAUCACUGCUGAACCUGCCAAACUGCACAGAGACUGGAGAUCUUGAGGGGCACCAUCCUUUGUUACCUGGCAAAUUUUCAGGACUACCAAAAUUCAGAAAAGAUAGGCGGCCCUCCUCCUGCAUCUCCUGGGAGGUGGUGGAGGCCACGUGCGCCUGCCUGCUGGCUCAAGGCGAGGAGGCGGAGAAGGAGCACUGCUCCGAGUGCCUGGCCGAGCAGAAGAUCCUGGAGGAGUUCGGAAGGUGCUUGUCCCAGAUUCUCCACAUCGAGUUCAAAUCCAAGGGCUUGAAAAUGGAGUAG